Messenger RNA from Betta splendens (Siamese fighting fish), 648 nucleotides. Its product is annotated as C-X-C motif chemokine 10-like. Gene Ontology annotation, biological process: antimicrobial humoral immune response mediated by antimicrobial peptide; cellular response to lipopolysaccharide; neutrophil chemotaxis. Gene Ontology annotation, cellular component: extracellular region. The record is from RefSeq and is a predicted model, not a curated record. The coding region runs from base 95 to 427 and encodes 110 amino acids. Gene Ontology annotation, molecular function: chemokine activity; CXCR chemokine receptor binding. Lineage: Eukaryota; Metazoa; Chordata; Actinopteri; Anabantiformes; Osphronemidae. The transcript has 4 exons.
GACCCUCUCGGCCUCUUACCCUCAGACUGCUGCACUUGACAAACUUGUCUGUUUCUACUGCUGCACAGCUCUCUCCUGUUAUCACCUACCGACAAUGUCCAGCAUCCUCAAAGUGUUCCUGCUCCUGGCCGCGCUGGUCUGCAUCUCCACAGCCCAACUAAACGAAACCGGACAGCAAUGUCUGUGUCGGCGUGUGAGGAACGGCAUUGCUGCAAAUUCUGAAGUCAAGGACAUCCAGAUCUACCCAGCAACUAUCUUUUGUGACAAAGUGGAGAUUGUUGUGACCAUGAACAACGGCUAUCGCUUGUGCCUGAACCCCAAACUGAACGCAGUCCAAAAGAUGCUGGCUAAAGUCAUGAAGAAGAAAGCCCCUGCCACAACAGCCAGCCAAACCGUGCUUACCUCCAACCCGACCAGCACAGCCUGAGUAUCUCCUCAGGCCUCAUCAACGAAGCUCCUAUGACCUCUGACCCCUUACUGAGGGCACCGUCAUCGAAUGUAACCCCAACAAUGCAACAUUUUCUUACUAUUUAUCCUGUAUUUAUAGCCACAUCUGUUUCCUUUCUGCUUGUUUGUUACUGUAAAUAGACCUAUUUGAGGUGUUUCUUUUCAUUUUUAUAAAAAAUAAAUAAAGAGCCGUCAAACGGG